Messenger RNA from Dromiciops gliroides (monito del monte), 1735 nucleotides. RefSeq names its product methyltransferase like 18 (gene METTL18). Gene Ontology annotation, molecular function: protein-L-histidine N-tele-methyltransferase activity. Lineage: Eukaryota; Metazoa; Chordata; Mammalia; Microbiotheria; Microbiotheriidae. The transcript has 2 exons. Gene Ontology annotation, biological process: peptidyl-histidine methylation, to form tele-methylhistidine. The coding region runs from base 604 to 1722 and encodes 372 amino acids. The record is from RefSeq and is a predicted model, not a curated record.
GCCAGCUGGGAGUGCGGCGGGCCCGACCGACCUACCCGUCGGGGUUCCUGGUCUUAGGGAGGGCCUGAGCCCCCGAAAUGUGCCUCCAGAAGGGGUUUGAACCUCACGUGGAGUCUGGCUCUUUAGGGGACCGAACACUAAACGUGACCCCCAAAGCCCUGGGCCUGGAUCUCCUGUCCCAAGACACGGGUAGAAGGGGAGCCUCAGACAUUCACCAGCAAGUCACGUCACACUUGCCUCAGUUUCCAUUUCUGUAAAAGGGGAUAACACCAGUCCCUACUUCCCAGGGUGUUCAAUUCAGUCGACAUUUAUUAAGCGCCUACUGCGUGCAAGGCACGUUGCAAAAUUGAGAGAUGUUAAAGCAUACAAGGCAACAGUGAACUCAAAAACAUUGCACUUGUGGCUACAAAUACCUAUCUGGAGAGAUAUUUUUCACCACAGCAAGUCACUAAUGGGAUUUUACAGGAAGAAUUUCUUUCCACAUAUUCUUUGGAUGAAUGUUGAAAUUUCCUAAAGUCAAUAGUGACUUUUACCAAUACUUCAUAUUUUGCUUAUGGUUACAAAACACUUUGCAUACCAGAGUUCUGUCCAUUUAAUGAGAAGAUGGCAUUCCAGUUUAAUUUUACUAUAGACAGCCACCUAGAAGAUGAAUCGCCUGCCCUUGGAGAUGAGGCCUUAGGCCUGGAAUGCUCAGGAAAGACAUCAGUCUUAGAGAGUCAAAAAGGAAAAUUGAAAGAUGGAAAACGGCCCUCAAAAGAAUGUGACUUAUCCAGAGAGCCUUUGUGGGGAUGUAAAUCAUCCCCAGAAGUUAAGGCCUUUCAAGUCUGUGACAACUCACUGGUUAAAUCAGAUGAAUAUUUGGGACCAAAAGAAAAGCAGCCUUGUUUGAAAGUGGCCAGAGAACAUGAUAUCCCUAAAGAUCUAAAGAAAGCGGUAGAAAAUAAAGUGGUGGAACUUAUACCAGGUCUCCAGCAUGGACAUGUGUCAGUAGUGAAAAUGGCCUUUUUGAAAGACAACUCUUGUGGAGAAGACAUAGUAUCCAAAAGCCUUUCUUCUCACUCUGAUCUCAUCACAGGUAUCUAUGAAGGAGGUUUGAAAAUCUGGGAAUGUACCUUUGACCUUCUAGCUUAUCUAGCUGAUGAAGAGGUACACUUUGCUGGGAAAAGAGUGUUGGACCUUGGCUGUGGAGCAGGGCUUCUGGGUAUAAUUGCCUUCAAGGGAAAAGCUAAAGAAAUCCACUUUCAAGAUUAUAAUAGCACUGUAAUUGAUGAAGUAACCAUCCCAAAUGUCAUAGUGAAUUCCACUUUUGAAUAUGAAGACAAUGAAGUAAGUGAGCCAGAUUUGAAAAGGCGGAGAAACUCAAACCCAACACAAGAACUUUUGAGCAAAUGUCGAUUCUUUUCUGGGGAAUGGUUGGAGUUUUCCAAACUUGUGUUAAGCAGCAAAAAAGCUUUUGCAAAAUAUGAUAUCAUUCUUACCUCUGAGACCAUCUAUAAUCCAAGCUAUUACAGUGCCUUCCACCAAACUUUAGCUAAUCUGUUGGAUGAAAAUGGACAGGUGUUUUUAGCAAGUAAAGCACAUUAUUUUGGUGUUGGAGGUGGUGUUCAUCUCUUUCAGAAGUUUAUAGAAGAAAGGAAUGUAUUUGAAACUAGGACACUCAAAAUAAUUGAUGAAGGACUAAAGAGGAUCUUAAUUAAAAUGUCCUUUAAGCAUACCCAUUGAAAUCCAAAUUGAG